Messenger RNA from Phragmites australis (common reed), 1527 nucleotides. Its product is annotated as probable WRKY transcription factor 47. Gene Ontology annotation, cellular component: nucleus. The record is from RefSeq and is a predicted model, not a curated record. The transcript is spliced from 3 exons. Gene Ontology annotation, molecular function: transcription cis-regulatory region binding; DNA-binding transcription factor activity. Gene Ontology annotation, biological process: regulation of DNA-templated transcription. Lineage: Eukaryota; Viridiplantae; Streptophyta; Magnoliopsida; Poales; Poaceae. The coding region runs from base 135 to 1280 and encodes 381 amino acids.
CGUUAUUUCUUAUAUACUAGAUCCUAGCUCCUCCCAUGCCAUGUAACACAAAUCCUUAGAGCUAUAUACUUAACCUCAGACGACACACAUAGCCAGCCCAACUCACGAUCACAAAAGCACACAAUCGAUCGUUCAUGCACGUCCUUUCACCUCACCCAGCUCCUCCAUUGGCACUGCUACUUGGUCAUCGGGACAGCACAAGGACGGUCCGCAACGAGCUGGGACCGAUGGACGACGCGCUGUCGCAGAUCCACGAGGCGUUCCGGCUCGCCGAGGAGCUCAUGAGCGAGCUCCCGGCGACCCAGAACGACCCGGCCUACCUCGCCGAGCGCUGCCACAGCAUUGUCCGCGCCUACAUCGGGGUCAUCCGCAUGUUGCACCCCCACGGUGCGGAGCCUCCUCCCUUCGCCGGCCAGAAUCUCCUCCGCCUGAGCUUCCCGGAUCAGGAGGCCGGCGACAACCGGUUCCUCGUUGUUCCUAAGGUGCCGUCGCCGCAGCUGGGGCACCAGUUGCUGGAGCCAUUCCACACGCUCGGCGCGGACGCGUUGGGCGCGCAAGCUCCCGAGAUCCGCGCCGGAGCGGACGGUGCUGGGUCCUCUGGCGUCCCGGUGAGGCGGCGGUCUCCGCCGGUGCAGCCACGGCAGGGCCGGAGGAGGAGGGAGAGUGGGGAGAGGAUGACCGUGAUGGUUCCGGCGCAGCGGACGGGCAACACGGAGCUGCCACCCGAUGACGGAUACACGUGGCGCAAGUAUGGACAGAAGGAUAUCCUCGGCUCCCGAUAUCCCAGGAGCUACUACAGGUGCACUCACAAGAACUACUACGGGUGCGAGGCCAAGAAGAAGGUGCAGCGCCUGGACUACGACCCAUUCGUGUACGAAGUCACAUACUGCGGCAACCACACCUGCCUCACCUCCACAACGCCACUGCUCACCCUCCCCGCCCCUGCUGCGACCGCCACCACCGCCGCCAACACCGCAACAAACUCCCCGACUAGCUCGGCAGCCAUGCUCGCCCAGGACCUCGUCAUGGCGGCCGCCGAGCAUCCUCCACCGGCGCUGUCCACGUCCAUACAGCUCGGGUUCAGCUGGAUGUCGUCAAGCCUCGUCGGAGCUGGCACCAGUACCGGGGAGGGAAGCAGCGCGCAGGUGAACGUGCCCACCUCAGGGAGGGAGACUGAUUACCCGGUGGUGGACCUCGCCGACGUCAUGUUCAACUCCGGCAGCAGCAGGGGGAGCAGCAUGGACGCCAUCUUCUCUGCUCACGAUCAACGUGACAGCUAGAUGCAUGGAUUGUUAUAUGCAUCACACAGGAUGAAUAUCCUGUCCGAUACUUGGUUCGAAUUUUGAUGUAGUGAAGUUAUGAUUCAUGAUCAUUCAUGACUAUUUAACAUGUCCUUGAAGGAGUAGUUAUGGUAUAUAUGUUCAAGUUUAUUUUUUUUUAGCCACUUAAAAGAUCAGGUCUCAGUUAGUUCGGGCCUAGCUAAGCCAUGCUAAUAAAGGUGCUCACAGAUAUAUAAUACAUUCCGUA